AAAAAACGUAAACAAAACAAACACGUUUGUUUGAAAAUAUGCUUCAAGCAAGGAAAAUCAGUUUAAAUCUCAUAAGAUCUUAUAAACAAGCUACAUUAAAAGAAUUGGCUGUUAAAAUCAAUUCCAACAACAUCAGCCAGAAAUAUCAAAGUGCUUUAGAGAAAUUCACUGGAAGAAUUUUAUUCAAUUCGGUUUUGGAAGUGCAAAGUAUAAGACUUGAAAAAUAUGAACAAUUAUUGGGCAAAAAAAGAAGAAAAGAAAGAGAACUUCUUGAACGUUCUGUCAAACCAUUACCUGUUGUGUUAAAUCAACUAUGCGAGGGUUCUGUAGAGAAAUUAGAACAGAAUGAAGAGGAUCCUAAAGAAGAUGUUCAGGAUCUUCCGCAUGCAAGAUAUUUAAAAGUAGAAAAUCUCACAGAAAAAGAGGAAGACACAGAUGAAGUAGCAGAGAAAACAACAGUCCCUAAAAAUUGGCUUCAAGAUUAUGAAUAUUACGAUGAAAGUGAAGAAGAAUUGACGUCAUUUUAUGGAACACCAGACUUAAAUAUUCCUGUUUCAAAUGUCCCAUGUAAAGGAUGUGGUGCAUUAUUACAUUGCAAAGACGGUAGCAUUCCAGGAUAUGUACCGAGUGAACUUUUCAUCCCACUUAAUGCAGCACAACUGACACAAAUUCAUUGUCAACGAUGCCAUUUUCUAAUAAACUACAAUACCGCCAUAAAUGUCUCAGUAAAAGAAGAAGAUUAUAUCAACAUAAUAUCAUCAAUCAAGGAUAAAUUUGCUUUAGCCAUCAUAAUGGUUGAUCUACUAGAUUUUCCUUGCUCAAUUUUCGAAGGUUUGAGCGAAAUUCUUGGCGCAGAUCGUCCAAUAUUCAUAGUUGGAAACAAAAUUGAUUUGAUGCCAAGAGAUCAUCCGAACUAUCUGAAUCACAUCAUGGACUGCUUGAAAAAAGAAGCUGUGAAAAUGGGAUUCAGUGAGAAGUCGAUUAAGAACGUGUCGUUAAUAUCAGCAAAGACUGGUUACGGUGUUGAAGAACUCAUAACACAACUUCAUAACAAAUGGGCUUAUAAUGGCGACGUUUACCUCAUCGGCUGUACAAAUGUUGGCAAAUCUUCCUUAUUCAAUGCACUUCUCCGUUCUGAUUAUUGCAAAGUAGACGCCAGUAAUAUUGUGCAGAAAGCAACAACUUGUCCUUGGCCUGGAACGACAUUAAGAAUGCUGAAAUUUCCGAUUCUUAAGCCAUCAGGUUUUCGACUUUUUCUUCGUACAAAUCGCUUAAAAAUGGAAAAGAAGAAACGUUUCCGAGAUGAACAAUUACGUCGUGAACAAGCAAUGAAAACUAAAGAUGUUAAGUAUGCGACUUUGAUUGGACAUAUUGGAAGAAGUUAUUCAAAUACAAGAGAUAAAGAUCCUGAACCAUUUGGUGGCUUUAGUCAUGACAGCGGUUUUGGUGGAAACAUUUUAACAUUGAAUGAGAAAAGCGUUAAAUAUAUAAACAGCAAAUGGUGUUUCGACACUCCUGGUGUCAUUCAAAAAGAUCAAAUUCUUCAUUUAUUGACAACUGAUGAAAUAAUUAAAGUUUUACCCAAGGAAAUGCUUCGUUGUCGAGGUUUCUUAAUGAAACCAAAUUUCUCUCUGUUUGUUGGUGGACUUGGACGACUUGAUUACAUCGAUGGACCGGAAAGCACACGAGUGCUUGUCUAUGCUUCAAUGGAUCUUCCCAUAACCAUCAUUGAAACACAUGAAGCUGAAGAAUUUUAUGAGACUUUCUUGGGAUCAGAAGUGUUGGGUGUGCCGAUGGAUUCUGGCGAAGAGAGACUUGCAAAAUGGCCAAAACUUGAAGCAACGCAUGAUAAAAUUGUGAUUGAAGGUGAAAUGAAGCACAUAACGGUUUGUGACAUUGUCUUAUCAUCUGCUGGUUGGAUUGGUGUUUGUUUACCUCAAGGCAUCACCGGAACUUUUAAAGCUUGGACACCUGAAAAACGCGGAAUUUAUGUUAGAAAUCCAUCACUUUUACCACAUGGAAAUGCCUUGAGAGGGAAACGUAUUCGAGGUAAAUUCGCAUAUCUUAUUGGCAAGGGAUUUACAUUUGCAAGACCAAAAUAAAAAUUGAAUUAGAAUUUAAAAAAAAUAGAAAAUAUUCGAAUAAAAGUUCAAUUAAAAAUUAU
This is a messenger RNA of Clunio marinus, 2164 nucleotides long. The record is from the annotation of a GenBank genome assembly. Lineage: Eukaryota; Metazoa; Arthropoda; Insecta; Diptera; Chironomidae.